CUUUGUGUUAAUAUUACAGAUGGAUGCAGAUGGGGAAAAUAAAAAGCUGCGCACACGCUCAAAAGGAACCAAGGUUCAAGUGGACUCUAUAGCUCAAGAGCUCAGUGCCUACAAAUGCUCCAUGGCUAAGAGAAAAGCUGAAGAACAGAUUUCAGGUGUUCCUGUCAACAAAAGGAAGUCUCUGCUAAUGAAGCCUCGCCACUACAGUCCCAGCCUGGAAUGCAAAGAGGAAAAUGAAGACAGGACAGAUUUACAGGAGAAUAUCGGUGUUCUCGAUAGCAAUUCAAUUCCAGAGGAAAGGAUUGCAAAACCAUGUGAGGAAACCCCUCAUUCAGGUGGGCAAGAAAAUUCCAGUCAAAGAAAAGAUAACUACACCAGUUACCAAGAUGCAAUGGCCAAAUCUUUGAUGAACAGUGGAAAAAUUGCAAAAGAUGCACCCAGUCAAACAGUGGCAGAAAAUCUAAAUGACAGUGGCAUUCAAUCCUUAAAAACAGAAAGUGAUGACAUUGAUGAAUGUUACAUGAUUGACUCAGCUGAAGGAAAGGAAAAGACUAUUAUUUCUGACCCAAAAUAUUGUUCAUCUGAGGAAAAUGAAAGUAACUCUGAAAUGAUGGAAAAUGAGUGGGACAGCUCCUCAAAUUUUUCAGAAGAAACUAGUGUAAAGCCCCAUGUAACUCAGAAAUAUAUUGCAGAGUGUAAUCAACCUAGCAUCUUGGAAGUCCCUGAAAUUAAGAAGGAGGAGGUAGAAUUUGAGCCUUGUGAAACACUUUGUGAUUCAGAAGCAGAGCUAAGAGCACCCCAGGAGUCUCACCCAGAUUCUUUUGAGAAGAGAAUUCAGAAUGUGUUCCCUGAAAGCGAAGAAGAUGACAACGAGUGCCUGUCAGAAACCACAGAAAUGUCAGUUGAAUUGGACAAAGCAAAAGGGAACUUGAGUUUGCUAGAAGAAGCAAUAGCUCUGCAGGCAGAGCAAGGGCAUGUGUUUCACAGCACCUACAAAGAACUGGACAGGUUUCUCCUGGAGCAUCUAGCGGGGGAGAGGAGACAAACCAAAGUUAUUGACGUCGGUGGGAGACAGUUAUUUAGCAACAAACACUCACCCAGGCCUGAAAAGAGAGAAACCAAAUGUCCCAUCCCAGGAUGUGACGGCACAGGGCAUGUGACUGGGCUGUACCCCCACCACCGCAGUCUCUCAGGCUGUCCUCACAAAGUUAGAGUGCCACUGGAAAUUCUUGCCAUGCAUGAAAAUGUUUUAAAGUGCCCCACACCAGGAUGCACUGGAAGAGGACACGUCAACAGCAAUCGCAACACACACAGAAGCCUUUCUGGUUGUCCAAUUGCUGCAGCUGAAAAGUUGGCAAUGUCCCAGGAAAAAAGCCAGCUCGAGUCUCCAAAAGCAGGGCAGUGCCAUGAUCAAACUCACAGCACAAAUUUAACUAAGCAGCUUGAGGUAGCUCAGUACAAUUACAGAGCUUCACAACCAGUCACUUCCUCCAGAACCACCCUCACAAAAGAAAAGGAGAAGUUCGGGAAAGUACCCUUUGAUUAUGCCAGCUUUGAUGCACAAGUCUUUGGCAAACGCACAAUAGCACCUGCGGUGCAAGGGCGAAAAACACCACAGUUCCUUGAAUCAAAGCAUUUUUCAAAUCCAGUGAAAUUUUCUAAUCGACUGCCUAGUGCUAGCGCCCACACACAGAGCCCUUGCCAUGCCAACUCUUAUAGCUACGGUCAAUGUAGUGAAGACACCCACAUAGCAGCAGCUGCUGCUAUCCUGAACCUUUCCACCCGCUGCAGGGAAGCAGCAGAGAUCCUCUCCAACAAACCACAGAGUCUGUCUGCCAAGGUAGGGUAGUCCAAGAACCUGGAGGGUGUGCUAGCUACUGAACUGUGCGAAUAAACUGUCUUUCAUGUUAGUGACUGCAUUAAAUCCCCAAAAAGAAGGCUUCUGUUUGCAUGCUCUUUUGAAGAGAAAGAAAAAAAUCAGUAAUGUAGUGACCAUUUAUUCAUAAAAAUAAAUAAAUAGCAGGAGUUAUGUUGUUAUUCUUUUCAUAAUUGAGCCCUAAAUACAAAGAGGAAAUUUUGUGGGAAUAAUAAAGAUGGAUAUAUGAAAUCUAGCAACAAUCUGUGUUGGAUAAUGAGUUAGAUAUGUUUAAAGAAGGAAUUUUCCUCUCUCUGAAACCUGCCAUAAACAA
Molecule: messenger RNA, 2189 nt
Organism: Meleagris gallopavo (turkey)
Lineage: Eukaryota; Metazoa; Chordata; Aves; Galliformes; Phasianidae
Source: RefSeq, a predicted model, not a curated record